AUGGCUACCCCACCGCAGUCUCGUGCUGGUCCCCCUGGCAACAUCAGCAUCCCGCCGGCACCUGCCUUCCGAGCGUCUGGCGCAGAUUCCUCAGCAACAAAGCGAACGAGCACAUCGGACAGUAUCAAUAAGCAGAGCAAUGAUAGCGAAUUCUCUUCGGCCAGCAACGCAGAAUGCGCCAGAGCGAUGAGCUUCAAACGUCCUCGGUCUCAAACUCCUCGCUCUCUGCUCAACCGUGCGAGCCUGGGCGUGUUUGGUGGCGACGCGUUCGACGCUGGCGCCUCAGGUCUUGGAGCACCAGGCAGCCAAGGUAACAAUUCUCGGUGGAGACGUUUGCGCACCACUUCGCGCGCUGCUGGAGGAGGUGGCGGUGGCGGUGGCGGCGGCGAUGAUUCGGGAUGGUCUCGUUUAGAUCCCAAACUGCCUCAGCUCUUGCCUGCCCCAGCUUCUCCUUCCUCCUCUCCUAUUCCCACUGUGCCAUUCGUCGUGCUCUGCCUUGUCUGCUUUGGAGAGUUCAGCUCGGCGGGGGUGGCUGGUCCAUUCUUGUUCUUCCAGAUCGAAGACUUUGGCGUGGGCAAGGAAGAUGAGAGCGCCGUUGGCUUCUGGGCGGGUAUCGUCUCUGCAUGCUUCUUUUUUGCUCAAUUCCUCACAUCUCUGCUUUGGGCUUCCAUCGCCACAGCGCACGGCAGGCGUAUCGUGCUCCUCGUCUCUCUCGUCGGGAACGCAACAUCGCUUGUCCUCUUUGGCAUGAGCACUAAUCUGCGCAUGGCCAUCGCUGUGAGGAUGGCUCAGGGUCUGUUCAAUGGCGCUGUGGGCGUGGCAAAAGGAGCUGUGAGAGACUUGUGCGACGAGAGCAAUGAAGCUCGUGCGAUGGGUAUGCUCGGCUUCUGGUGGGGCAUGGGUGGUAUUGUUGGUCCGAUUCUUGGCGGCCUCCUGGAGCACCCUGCAGACAAAUAUCCCAGCAUCUUUGGCUUUUCUGUGUUCUUAAAGGAGAAUCCUUACGUCUUGCCCUGCAUCGUCGCUGCCAUGUUCACCGCAUCCGGUGCUUUCCUCACGCUCUUCAUCGGCCCAGAUGGCGGCCCGCGGGAAGGUCAGAUUCGGCUGGAGAAGAGUCAAGAGGAUGGCGAUGCUAGCAUCGUCGCCUCUCCCGGUCCGGCUCACUCCAAUAUCCGUGCGUCUGGAAGUUGGGGAAGAGCUGCCGGACAGCGAAUCAGCGGCUAUUUUGGCAAUGCUCGGCCGGGUCAAACGGACGUGUCGCUCAGUCGGACAAAGACGUCAGAUUCGUCUGCGCUGCCAAGGACCUUUACACAACAGGUUGAUGAUGAAACAGGUGGUCCUCCUUCGCCACCUGUGGAUGCGGACGAGGAGGACGAAGCGAACGACACGAUGCUCACGCAUGAUGAUGGUGCUUCUGGCUUCGAUCGGCGGUCUGUCUCUGGUCCUCACGUCAGGCGUCUGAGCCGCACGACUGCUAGACAACGAGGGUUGGGAGGCGGUUCUGCAUACGGCUACGAUCGACGAUUUAGUCGCAACAGCACCCACACUUCCGCGACCGCUGCACCUCUUGGGCAGCCCACAUUGCGCCCUCGGGGGCCAGGAAGCAUCAGCACAGUCAACCAAUACGCUCCAGACUUUGAGGAGAUCGGUGCACCGCCUCGGCCUCUCACGUGGGCGCAGCGCUUCUUGCUAGCCAACGACGAUGCGGUUCACAGUAUCACCGAUCUCUGGGUCGCCGCUGCGAACGCUGUCGAAGAGUACGCAGAGGUGUUUGAGGAUGACGAGUAUAUGAAUGAUGGGGAGGAAGACUUCCCCGCAGAGAGCCACGCUGCUUCUUCCAGCGACGACGACACAAUGCGAGAAGCAGAAGACGACGCGCUGGGCUAUGGGGAUGCGCCCGCUGCAGAAGAACCACCGUCCCACUUGCCCCCUCUGCAUUUCGCCAACAUGCAACGCCGUAUGACCAGAACGCGCAGCACCGAGGCCAGCGGCCGACGUCAAUCUGGGCUCUACGCGAACAUCGGAGUGGAAAGCCCGCUUCUUUCACCUGUCGGAAAUCUGCCCACUUCGCCGCAGCCGCUGGCGUACGAGAGAACAGCAUUCGAUCCCACCUUGGCUGGCAUCCCUGAGAGCGCUCGAAACAGCAUGCAUGUCGGACAGAGUCGACUUCCCUUGGCAUCGGAUCGCGCGUCUCAGGCAGGUGGUCGUCGCGGAGCGUCUUUGGCAAGGAUUGAAAGCGCUAGCGUGGUGGAGAGCGCGAUAGCGAAGGUCUCGCUCGAUCGCACGCCUCCUCCAAGCUUAUGGAGCCAGCUCCCACUCGUCUUCAUUGGCCAUUACGCGCUGCUUUCGUUCCAUUCUUCCACCUUUGAACAAGUCUUUAUGGCCUUUCUCGUCACGCCGUAUCCUUCAGGAGGACUUGGACUGACUGCCGCUCACUUUGCUGAGCUGAUCGCCGCAAUGAUGAUUGCUCAGGUAGUUUUCCAAUUCUACCUCUAUCCCAAUGUGGGGCCACCGGGCGGCAAGCUGAGCCACUUGGCAAUGCUCAGGCUUGGCACCUCGAUGUACAUUGUCGUGUACAGCUUGUUCCCCUUACUUCGCUACUUCAUCCGGGACGACGAUGCACUCGUGAUGACGGGCAUGGUGCUCUUCGCAGCACUCAGAUGGGCCGCUAAUAUUUGCGCCUUCACCGCCGUCGCGGUUCUGAUGAAUGCUCUCUGCCCACCUCAGUACCUCGCACUUGCCAACGGGCUUGCUCAGACGUGCUCGAGCGCAUGCAGAACCAUCGGACCGAUCAUCGGAGGUUUCUUGGCUGCCAAAGGCAUCGAAGGCGGCUUUGAAAAUCACGUGUGGCCAUUCAACUACUACCUCGGCUUCCACACCGUCGGACUGCUCGGUUUCGCAGGCUUUUUGCACUGCACCCUUUUCAUCAGGUGA
This is a messenger RNA of Ceraceosorus guamensis, 2931 nucleotides long. RefSeq lists its product as hypothetical. The coding region runs from base 1 to 2931 and encodes 976 amino acids. Gene Ontology annotation, biological process: transmembrane transport. The transcript is spliced from 4 exons. Gene Ontology annotation, molecular function: transmembrane transporter activity. Gene Ontology annotation, cellular component: brush border membrane. NCBI's taxonomy places the organism in Eukaryota, Fungi, Basidiomycota, Exobasidiomycetes, Ceraceosorales, Ceraceosoraceae. The record is from RefSeq and is a predicted model, not a curated record.